Symbiodinium natans is the source of this 558-nucleotide messenger RNA. The record is from the annotation of a GenBank genome assembly. Lineage: Eukaryota; Dinophyceae; Suessiales; Symbiodiniaceae.
AUGUCCGUUGCUUUGACGGAUAGAAUGCGUCCUUGCCAAGCAUUGCCAUCGCUACAAGUCCUGCUCAGUUUGUUCACUGUGUGUCCACUCAGGAGGCCCUGGUGGAAUCACUUAAGAGUCCUCUUUGCGCAACUGGAUAUGCAGUCUAGCGGCGUGCUGGCCGGUGAUGAUGGUGAUGUCUGUGACGGCCUGGUAGAGGGAGGCUUCCCCCAAGCAAAAAGAUCCCCGUCUAAUCUCGUUCCAUGUGCAUUUCCUCAGCUCUUCAGCUUUUCAGCGGUCGUUCAGGGCUCUAAGCAUGCUGAUCAUCGCGGCUCCAAGGAUUCAGGAUCCAAGCACACAAAGCAGCGAAAGCAGCGAAAGCAGUGGCAGCAUGUGAAGCACUGUGACGAGAUGAUAGAAAGCAAGCCAGUCUGCAGAGGAUUGGCCCGUCGAAAGAACUCAUCAAAAGAGAAGUCACAACAAAGCAUCACCGUAAAGCAUGUGAGAGCAGCCUCUGCCAGGGGCGACCGGCGCAUGCCGCUCCUGCGCCCCACGGCCCUCGACCCCAGCCUGGAGUGA